Vicia faba (fava bean) is the source of this 405-nucleotide messenger RNA. The record is from the annotation of a GenBank genome assembly. Lineage: Eukaryota; Viridiplantae; Streptophyta; Magnoliopsida; Fabales; Fabaceae.
AUGACUAUUGAUGGUGUUGAAGUUGGCACAAUUUCUCUUCUUGGUAGGAUGUGCAGCAAAGUUGGACAGAUCGCUGGUGUUAAAUUUGCUAGCAAUCCCAAUCAGAAACAUGUUCCUAAUUCCACACAAAUCACUCCCACGAGAGGUCAUCAAUUUCAAGUUAUAUCAGCAAAUCAAUUCUCAGGUCAAAAUAAUAAUGGUCAGAAGAGUGUUGAACAAUUGGUGUCAGAUUUCUUGCUUCUUCCCCAAAACAUGGAAAUGACUGAGGGAACCCCCCGUGAUGUUAUUAGAGAACAUCUUGGAAUUCCCCUGGAUAGACUUAAGUUGGCUAUUGAAAAUCUUACGUAUGAAGGUCAGAUAUAUGAAGGUGUAACUGAUAGAUAUAAGUCAGCUAUCGAUGGUUGA